UUAGUCUGCAUGAAACUUUCCAUGAGAAAUUUGGUGAACAAAAGGCUAUGAUUAUUUUUGCCUUAUAUAAUCCUUCUGUGUCUCUGAGUGCAAACUCUAUUUACUUAAUAUCCAGGCUGAUGCAACCGGGGCAAAAGCAUAAACAGAAUCUCUCCUUCUCUGUCUUUAUUCUUUGCUCUGGCAAUGUGGCAGCGAAAGAAAGGCUUUGGUAGGAAUCAGCCCUCUUGUGAGCUUUUGCACAGAUCUGCUACAAGUCAUGUUCACAAAGCAACAGGUGGAUUUACGUGUUGUGUUGAUACUGUGGAACUGACCGCGUUCCUCUUCUGAUGUGAUGUUUCUCUCUCUCUCUCGUUCCCCCUGCUACUCCUUCAAUUUUCACAUGAAGCUUUCUCUCAAGCUGGGUGCGACACCAGAGGAUUUCAGCAACCUCCCACCCGAACAGAGAAGGAAAAGGCUGCAGCAGAAAGUCGAUGAAUUAAAUAAAGAGAUGCAAAAGGAGAUGGAUCAAAGAGAUGCCAUAACAAAAAUGAAAGACGUUUACCUAAAGAAUCCUCAGAUGGGAGACCCAGCCAGUUUGGACCACAAAUUAACAGAAGUCAACCAAAAUAUAGAAAAGCUUCGACUAGAGGCUCAGAAAUUUGAGGUAUGAAAAAGCUGCUGCUGA
This is a messenger RNA of Manis javanica (Malayan pangolin), 664 nucleotides long. The record is from RefSeq and is a predicted model, not a curated record. NCBI's taxonomy places the organism in Eukaryota, Metazoa, Chordata, Mammalia, Pholidota, Manidae.